AGUACUUACUAUGGGGCCGGCGAUAUGGAAGAAGCGAAAUGAGAUCCGCGCCGUAGUAGCAUGUACUGAGCCAACAAGAACCUUGUAGUAUAAGCUACAUGAGUUGAGAACCACUCACCACAUACAAGAUCCACGCCGUAACUACAUCCACAAAGUCAACGCGACAUCAUGUUACUAGGGGUGCUUCAAGAAGCGCACCCCACAGCAAGUGGAUCCCCGCGCAUGAUGCAAGGGCGACCUGCCCCAACGCAGAUGAUGCGAAGUCACACUGACUCAUUGUUGGCAGUCUCGUUCUUCAAGGACGGUCGACGAGUUGUCAGCGCUUCACACGACAAAACCCUGCGGAUUUGUGAUAUGCAGAGAAGAUCAUUGGUAGGAGGGCCAUUCGAGGGUCACAAGGACUAUGUACGAUCAAUCGCCGUAUCUCCAGACGACAGGCGGAUUGCGAGCAGUGGAGAUGAUAAAGUCGUAAUCAUCUGGGACGUUGAGAGCGAACGGAUGAUAUUCGAUCCACUGGAGAAGCAUACAGGCUGGGUGCUGUCAGUGUGUUUCUCACCUGAUGGAAAGAGGCUCGCCAGUGGAUCGCACGAUAAAACGGUUGUCAUAUGGGAUGCAGAGACUGGCGGUGUCCUUGCAACACUCGACAGGCAUAAUAAUUCGGUCUGGAGUGUUGCAUUCAGCCCAGAUGGGCUCAAACUAGCCUCCGGAUCAGCGGAUCAUUCAAUCCGGAUUUGGCGCUCCGAUAAUGCCGAGCUUCUUCUCGAAAUCGACGCUCACCAACAUUGGGUUCGAAGCGUCGUGUGGUCCCCUGACAGCCACCAACUUGUCUCUGCGUCGUUCGACAAAACAGUCAAAUUUUGGAGCUCAGACACCGGAGCUCAGAUCGGUCAACCUUGCACUAGUGACACUUACCACUCGCUCGCCAUCUCUUCUAAUGGCUCUUUCAUUGCCACUGCCUCGGACGACAGCACUUUGCGGCUGUGGUGCACAAAGACACACAAGUUGAUGGGACAGGUACUCGAACACGCUGCUUUGGUUCGCUGUGUCGCAAUUUCUCCCAACGGAGAGCUGCUCGUGAGUGGAGAUGGUGAAGGGAAGGUGCUGCUCUGUUCUAUUAAGAACAUACUCGAGCAACACAAUGCAGAGGAAGGGAUAUUAGAAGAUGAAGAAGCACAGCAACGACGGCCCCCAUUCAGUGAGACUCAGUUGCGCAGUUACGAGAACAACGAAAAGUUUCUUGGCAAUCACGGUAGUCCAAGUAAAUAUCCCUCGGAAAUUGACGAAGCCUCUGGCAUCGAUGACGAACACUCAUUAUUUGACAUUCUCACUAUACCGGCGACGCUCCACAAUGGAUCCAUUAUUGACAUCCUGCAUGCCGCUGAAGAGCUGCUGACCCAAGAGAUUGACGCAGAUGACGACUACGAAUCCUAUGCCAAUCGCUCAGUUGUAAGGGCACGACAUGCCGAGUGGGAGAAUGCGCUUCAAGAUGCAACCAAGUCAAUUGCAAUCCAGCCCUCCUUAUUGGGGUAUAUUUCUAAGGGCAUCGCCCUCUGUGGCAACGGGCAGCUCUGGGACGCGAUGGAAGCUUUCGAUCUCGCUUUCAUAUUCUACAAUCAUAAUCCGAUUAUCGUAGAUCUAUUACUAUUGAUCAAGGCUGUUUCACUUUUCAAUGCCAGUCGUCAUAAUGAAGCAAUGCGGCGAGUUCAAGACCUGGCCACUACUUAUCAACGCCCACAUAGAUUUCCGUGCAGUGUUAUCAAUGUGGGUUUGAUGUUCAACCUUACAAAUUUUCUCACUUUGAAAACCUCCUCAGUCGUAUCUACGUGCGCAGCUUGCGAUGAUUGAUUUCGAGAAUGGGCAAUACAGCGAAGCUGCUGAUCAACUCACGGCCAGUAUUACUGGGUUGUUCUUACACACGACACUUUUGGAACCUAGAUUGAAGAUAUUCACGGUGCUCUUCGGUUGGAAUUUAGAUUCGUUAUGGGAAACCAUCAACCAAAGACGGUGCGACGCGUUC
This is a messenger RNA of Suillus subaureus, 2017 nucleotides long. Its product is annotated as WD40-repeat-containing domain protein. Gene Ontology annotation, biological process: negative regulation of transcription by RNA polymerase II. Gene Ontology annotation, cellular component: nucleus; transcription repressor complex. The transcript has 7 exons. Lineage: Eukaryota; Fungi; Basidiomycota; Agaricomycetes; Boletales; Suillaceae. Gene Ontology annotation, molecular function: protein binding. Bases 169 to 1845 code for a protein of 558 amino acids. The record is from RefSeq and is a predicted model, not a curated record.